Molecule: messenger RNA, 966 nt
Organism: Fusarium coffeatum
Lineage: Eukaryota; Fungi; Ascomycota; Sordariomycetes; Hypocreales; Nectriaceae
Exons: 3
Coding region: 1-966 (321 amino acids)
Source: RefSeq, a predicted model, not a curated record
AUGACGGUGACAAAGCUUAGACAUUACAACUUCGGUGUCGAGAUCGAAGCUGUGGUGAAGCCUUACGGUCCUGUGGAAAGCUUUACCAACGUUGACUGGUACCGCCAACUCGCCCAGAAACUACGCAACCGCGACAUUGCCGCAGUACACGAUGACUGUUCAAAGUACAGCAAGCAUCCGGAGUACUAUGGCGGCAAAUGGUUCGUCACCAGAGAUGGUUCUCUCAAGAGAGAGCGUCCCAUGGUCUGCAUGGAAGUCGUCUCUCCCCGUCUAGAUACCAAACAGCCUGUCAGCAGAAUCCUUGGUGAUUUCUGGGAAGCUAUGCGAGUACACUUCAGCCCUCAGCGCGACAUCUCAUGCGGUGGCCACGUCCAUGUUACUCCGGUCUCUAGCCAUAACAAGUUCUCCUUGCGCAGUCUAAAAAAGAUUGCCUUUGCCUCGGCCGUCUACGAGGAGUUUGUUGCAGCUGUUCUUCCGAGAGUUCGUCGUGAGAACCAGUACUGUCGUCCAAAUAGCCAAAGCACGGGUUCUGGACUUCACGAAACGCUGAUGGCAUAUGGGAGGAGCAAAAACACUCUCAUGAAAGUAGCAGCAGAUAUCAAGUCCAAGACAUCAGAAAGAGACUUGUGCUACUACAUGCAGGGCAAUAGAUACGUGCUCUGGAACUUCGCCAACAUUUUCCCCAAUCCCAAGACCGGAAAAUGCACUGGCACGGUCGAGUUCCGUGGUGGUAACCAAUUCCUGAGCACCAAUGGAACACUUGCCUGGGUCGCAUUUGUUAUGGGCUUCAUCACGCUGGCUUUGGAAGAGGAUCUUAUCAACACACUUACCACGUUUACUUCAUCCCAUGAUCCCAAAUUCCAAGCACGUCUUGAAAGCUGGUGGAAGCGAAUUCGCCAAGCAGCCAAGGCAUCAAAACUUAGCCGAUUUCUCCCUGAAGAGUACAUCGCCAUGAAUACCCGAUGA